AUGACGAAAAACACCACACCUGCUAGUCACGACUACCCGCUAUACUUCAUACAACCUGUCAAUGGCCGCUGUAGGUGUUUGCCUGGGGCCUUGGCAGCGGGGCAAGACAGUUACUGCAGGGUGCGGGAUCUACCUGGUAUAGAAGGGAAGUGUCUACCUCCAGGAUUUGGACAACCUUACCCUAUCAAUGCCAACACCCAAGCCACCCAGCAAGGCACCAAUACCGGAGCACCUGCAGCAAAUGCUGUUCAAUCAACAAACGCUCCUCAACAAAAUUUUGCAGCACCACCACAGCAGCAACAACAACAACAGCAGCAGCAACAACAGACAAACAUGCCGUAUCCUAAUUCAAUGAAUUUCGGACAGCAACCGCCAUAUCCUAUGCAAUCGAACCAAAUGCCCAACAACCCUAUGGGUGGGCAGUCUCCCAACGGAUUUGGCCCACAACAGAGCCAGUGGGGUCCACCACAAAACCAAUGGGGGCCACCACAAAACCAAUGGGGCCCACCACAAAACCAAUGGGGACCACCACAAAACCAAUGGGGGCCACCACAAAACCAAUGGGGACCACCACAAAACCAAUGGGCGACACCACAAAACCAAUGGGGUCAGCAAGGAAAUCGAUUCGGUCAAGGAAACCAAAUGGGUCAAGCAAACCCAAUGAACAAUUUAGCAAACAUGUUCCUCUUUAAUGGAAACAUGGAUCAAUACAUGGAUUUCCAGCUGAUGAACAUGUUCGGUUUUCCUCCAGGCAUGCUCGACAUCAACUCAGAAACCAUGUGGAUGAUGAACCGGUUUAACCCAAACCGUCGUAGGGGAAUGGGAUCCGGAAUGGGAUCCGGAAUGGGAAUGGGAACCGGAAUGGCAUCUGGAAUGGGAAUGGGAACCGGAAUGGGAUCUGGAAUGGGAAGUAGUAGAGGUGGCAAUCGUCAAGGAAUGAGCUGGAUGACAGAUCCAUUCCUUAUGUCAACAAUAUUGAAUUAG
Molecule: messenger RNA, 984 nt
Organism: Haliotis rubra (blacklip abalone)
Lineage: Eukaryota; Metazoa; Mollusca; Gastropoda; Lepetellida; Haliotidae
Product: neurogenic protein mastermind-like
Exons: 3
Coding region: 1-984 (327 amino acids)
Source: RefSeq, a predicted model, not a curated record